Molecule: messenger RNA, 4059 nt
Organism: Phaeodactylum tricornutum CCAP 1055/1
Lineage: Eukaryota; Bacillariophyta; Bacillariophyceae; Surirellales; Neidiaceae
Exons: 3
Coding region: 1-3762 (1253 amino acids)
Biological process (GO): tRNA export from nucleus; rRNA processing
Cellular component (GO): CURI complex; small-subunit processome; UTP-C complex
Source: RefSeq, a predicted model, not a curated record
AUGUCGAAGGCAUUGAAGCACCAGCGCCAGCACCAGCGGCAACAGAAUGGAGUCGCGGCUGAUGCGGAAUUUUUGGACACGAUGGAUCAGACUGCGACUGUCUUGGAACUCCACCGCUCAAACUUACUGCGUCUUCAAACCGACGAGUUACUCAAGGCGAUUAGCCUAGACGUUAGUCCAAGCAGUGCACAUGUUCACUGGGCGACUUAUGCGCACGAGUACAUCCAGAAAAUACAAGGAAAGAUUGAAUCUCUUCAGGUGGAUUGGAAAUACGAUAAAGACAGUCCAUUUCCGAUCUUGAGCGACAGAAAGAACAUUUCAGUCCAUUCAAGCCUUACCACACUAUCAGGGAACGCUCGUGUCAUACCGACACUAGAAGUACUCGUUAAAGUACCCAAUGAUGCUUUCGAUUUCAAGGAUUACUUGCGCGAGCGCUACUUUGAUAAACGAAACCUAGUAGUAUGGCAUGUUGCGCGAUAUCUGUCACAAAGAAACUUGCGUGCGGUCGUCGGAAAAGUGUGCUAUCGUUUUGGUAAUUCCGACUUACGGAAACCCGAGCUGCUGCUAAUACCCCCGUGCCAAGUCUCCGACAACAAGAUUGAUGGAGAAGGAUCAAUACAGUCAAACAAACGGUUAAGAAAACCGAGGUUCCGACUUUGUUUGCGUUUUGGUAUGACCAACUGCAGCUGGAUUCCACCCCUACGAUUCGUUCCGAAUAGAUGUAACUUGUCCCACACGAAGUCGUCACAAGCUUACAAUCACGCCUUGGCAGAAGAGGCUGCUCAUGAAUUCGAAGAUUUGUCCAGCUCCUCCAUCGAGACAUAUCCGAAUUUGAAUCAAGCCUUAAUUUUGGCUAAAAUCUGGUGCUUGCAACGGGGAUUGCUGUGUCACGAUGGCUUGAAACCAGAGAGCUUGGGCUUGCUACUCUUAUUCUUGUACCGCACCAAACAAGUCAGCCCGCGUAUGGGAGUCAUUCAGACGUUGACCGCACUUUUGAAGCUCUUGACAGACACAGAUUGGCUAGGCAACAAACAAUCAGUGAAAAGGGUAUCAGAUGCUGAAAAACAAUCUGGGAGCAUCUCUUCUGACCAAGCUUAUCGAGAUUUACUUCAAAAGCAAAAUCCACGUAGGGUUCUAAUAUUGCCGAAGGAGGGUGAUUCGGUAAACGAUACCGUUGCAGCGUCGGAAUUGGCCAAACUCUAUACACAGCAAACGACGGAAUCCCCCUUGACUGACAUGGAUCCUCUCACGCUGUUGGAACUUUACGAACGAGACUAUCGCCUCGGGCCUGUAUUUUUGGAUCCAUCUAUGACGUACAAUUACCUGGGCCGAGUGUCGCCAUCGUGCAUGCGUUUGAUUCAAUUAGAAGCCCAGAAAAGUUUGGAGUGCUUGCACGGGACUUCACACACACGCCCUUUUCCGUACUUAUUCAUGAUUGAAGCACGUUUCUGGUCGCGAUUUGAUUCAUACAUACGUGUUCCAAUAAAAAAUAUUGCCUUUUCCUCUGCUUUGUGGGGUGAUGACCGUCGUGACCUCGGAGACUUCGAAUCCAUUUCACGUGGACUGGUGCGAAUUUUGACUUUGGCUUUGGGCGAUCGCGUAAAAGCAAUACGGGUCCUGUCGACAGGCAAUGGUCCGAUGAACAUGCUGUCCAGUGCUCUGAAGGACUCGGACGAGGUGCCUACCAAAGAGAUUGCGCUUGGUAAACGCGUCAAAGUCAGAACGAGUUCUCCAACAGGUAGUGAUUUUAUAGUGCUAGCUUUAACUUUGAAUCCCGAUACGUGCUGGCGAAAAGUGGAGCGUGGCCCGCCGGCGGAUGACCUUGCUGGGACUAAAGCGUUUUUAGAUCUAUGGGGAAGCAAAAAAGCUGAGCUACGUCGCUUCAAGGACGGGGCGAUAGUUCACGCGGUGGUUUGGGAUGCAACCGUUGAAUGUAUGGAAGGAUCGGAAAGUGAUGCGCCGUACAUAUUAUUUCAGAACGACGAUAAAGUACAAGGCGGUAUCGUGGAGCGUAUUGUGCGCCAUAUUCUCCAGAUGCAUUUUCUAAAAACUGAAGACAAUACGUUUCCGCUUGAAUUUUCGCUCAGAAAUCUCCUCUCUUCAGUUGAUGGCGUUGUGUCAAAAGAGCUGUCUUCCGAGGCGACUCUAUUUAACCCACUUUCGGCACAUCGAAACGUAAUGAAGGCAUUUGAUGCUCUUUCGACUUUUUUACGCAAGCACAGCGCUCCCGCACUACCUGCAACGGGAUAUAUGCAUUCCCGUUUGGGCAUCCCUCUAUCAAUCGAUGCCGUUGAGCCCCUCUCGCCCUCUUUACGCUACUCCGAGUUGUUCCCACCCAUACCUCAUCCCAGUCUCGGCUACAAAAGUACGCUAGGGCUAAGAAACGUUUCUGGCUCGAUCCAGUCCAAGCCAGUCCAAGUGCAGGUGCGGUUCGGGCUCUCGUCUAAAUGGCCUUCGGAUCUGCGAGCCAUCGGUGCCGCCAAGACUGCUAUGUUGAUCAAACUACUUGAAGGGAUUGAAGACAUGAAACGCCAAGGCGCUCAAGAUUCCUUAGCCUUUUACGGACCAACGGCAGUUACGCCCGACUAUGCUGAUAUCGGAUUUAUGGGCUACGUUUUUCGUAUUUUCGUUCGUGCCGACCCAGAAUUGAAGCUUCUUAAAAGUGUUGUCCAGCCAACUCGCGAGGCUGCAACUCUAUUGAAUCAGCUAAGGAAGCGACAUGUAAUCGGAUCUAUGCACCACAGCUUGGUUCAUUCAGUCUUUACCAGCCAUCCCUCCUCCAGCGUUGCUGCUCGGAUGGCAACACGAUGGCUCUCUACGCAUUUGAUGUCAGGAAUGAUUCCUUUCGAAGCGGUAGAACUUCUCAUUGUAUCUGUUUAUACGCAAAAGUCAUCCCCGCUGGACGCUCCUGGUAGUGCGGUUACAGGACUCUUGCGAUUUUUUCAUCUGCUUGCGACGCAUAAUUGGGCGAAGGAGCCAUUGGUUGUCGAUCCACACUGUUCCUUAACAGAAGAGGAUUACUCUCAAUUACUUGCUCAUUUUGAUGGUGUUCGCGGAAUUGAUUUGCAAGACGGGCCUCCUAUGUAUAUUGUCACACCCUACGAUCAAGUAAACAAAGACUUGGAGGACGCACACGAAGUGUCGAUAACCAAUCUGCCGACAAAAUCUCUUUCUUGGACUCCUGCCUUCACCUCUACGAAUCCAGAGUGGGUAGUGCUUAGUCGAUUGUCGAUGCUGGCGUCCCGGACUUACUCGUUUCUACAGAAGUCUUUAGUGGACUUUCAGCGUAACAAUUGGUCGGCUGCCUUUCAAGUAACUGCCGCCUCCUUUCACGCCUACAGUGCCGUGCUGCGGAUAGGCCCCGACUUUGUUGUAGAUAGCGAAGCCUCGUCGACUGGAGGCUCACUUUCAGUGCGACCCAAUAAGAAUGGUGCCUACGAAAGUUCUUAUACACGCAGUAUGCAGAAUCGAUCAGAAGGCCCGAAGCUGCUUCGUCGCAAGCUGUAUCGAAAUUUGGUCGAUUCUAUCGAGAGUCACGAAGAAGUCAUUUUAGAAUGGAGACCAGUAGACGCAUUGAUAGAUAGGCUCCGUUCACGACUCGGGUCAUGGGCAGUCUUUUUCUACAAUGAUUUGUGUCCCGAAGUCAUUGGUGUAUUGUGGCGUCCUUUGUUCGAACCGCGUUCCUUUUCGGCACUUGCAUCUGAAUACGCACGGCCUAUGAAACACGGGAUAUUGGGCCACGGAUACUCUAGUGACUGUUAAUGUGAACGAUAUACUGCGCGAAGCUCACCAAAUAACGAAGGACAUAGUUACGAAUCAAAGAGUUUUUGACCAUGGACCCGCAAUGGAGAAAAGUGGCAAAAAACACAAGGGUUCGGAAGUUCCUGUCGCCGACAAGCGCGCUACAGAUGGAAGCAGUAGCUGUGCUUCCAUUUCUGAAGAAGACAAUGAUUAGCCUAUUUUUGGAUCUACCAGCACGAUUUAAACGCUUGGGGAAACUUUGGAUCGCUCCGACUUUCAAAAUAGAGUUAAUCUUAUUCAAUUUCCACGUCUGUUUUG